UCCUCAACUCAAUCUGUUACUACUUUAUUUCAGAAAGAACCUGAUUCUCUGAAUUACUUUUCUCUCUUGCUCUUCCUUGCCUUUUUAUUUCCGUGGACACCACUCAUUGCUGUGCUUGAUUUGGUUUUUGGAUGAAAGAAACGAAAGGCGGUGAAUUGAUCAAGUGAGAAGAAAUGGACAAAACCAUGGGUGUUUUCUCAACCGCCAAACGACACAUUAAUAAACAACAAUCUGCUUCUUCUCGGGGUUUGAAUGCGAGUCUCCAGUUUUCGGAGAAAUCAAAGAAGGAGAAGGUGAAAAGUUUGAGUGCCGUCGCCAAAGCAUUAUCAAUGGGUUGCCGUGUCUCUCACUCGCCAAAACCAGCCAACAAAUUUCAGCUUCCCAGAAAGUUUCUCAAGGAUUGCAAUGGCGUUGAUCAUGCCUCUGUUCCUCGGAAGAUACGUUCAGCUGUGAAGAAACGAGGACGCGAAUCCGUGUUUGGUGAUUCAGAAAAGGUGAACCAUAGGAUGAAUGGAAUGGAAUCUCCUCAAAAAGAGGGCAUAAAGAAAUCUAAAAAACAAAGAAGCCCGGGCUGGUCCACGAGGCAAGCUUUACCCGGGCCCAUUACGAAAGAUGAGGAAGAGGUUGUGGAGACUCUCUAUGCCUUGGCUGGAAUGUUCCCUGAUAAUGGCUCUAAUGCCAAGAGUGAACUAGACAGUGAAUCUUUUCCAGAAAACUCCACGGUUUUGCAGGACCAAGAGGAGAGUCAUUGUGCUAAUGUUACUAUUGAAGUCUCGGGAACUACUCAGGAUGCUGGACAAACAUCACCUACGGGGUGUAAAAGAACCAGUUCUUUACACGAAACAAUUGGUCAAGAACAGUCUGAUUUUCCUCAGAGUGCUAAGUUCUUGGUUGCUAGUCAAAGCACUGCUGGAAAAAUAAAUCUGCAAGCCGUGCAUAGGAUGGUGGUUAAGAGUGAAAAUGGCAGCAAAGUUGCAUCACACGACUCUGAAUUGUCUCUGGAAAUGGGAUUAAAUGUGCCCAUACAACCACAGAUUUCGCAUAUCGGGAGGAAAUCAGAUGUGGAAUUUCAGACGGCCGGAGGCAUUUAUUGUAAGAAAGAACAACAUUUAAUCAAGUACCAAAAAGAAACUGAAGGUCCAGCAUUGUGGCCAGGGUUGUCUUCGACUGCUUCUGCUGGGAUUAGUGCUUCUUAUUUGCAGUCUUCUGCUGCUAAAGCUCCAGAUUGGCUGAAUUCUGCUAUUGGUGCACCGAAACAGGAUUUGAUGGAAGGUUGUUUUUCUGGUGGAAAGAUUUCCGAUAUUGUUACUCAUAAAAAGGCAUGGAAGAAGUGUGCAGCUCAUGUUCACAUAAGUCAUCUUAUCCGUAGCUUAGAAGUGUCUAAAAGAAAGGUGGACAAAGAACACGAGCUUUAUGAAUCUCAUCAAAUGAGAGUACACCAUGGAACAAAAUGUGGAGUUCUAAUGGAAGCCCAAAACUUGAAUUGGACGAAAAGUGGAAAUAGUUCUGCUACCGGAGCAGUUCAUUCUGCUACUACGAGUGCUUCACGUGAAACUAAGAAUGGUAUUCUUCAUCAUGGCCUUUAUCAUGACAUAUCUCUGUCUCCUCAAAAGCAAAGUUUCAACUUCUUGUCCUUGUCAACUGGAGGUAGUGAAUUAAAGGUCAACGAAAGUCUUAAUAAAGGUGAAAGUAAAUUGGAACCAUUGUCAAAAUCGCAAGUGCCUUAUUUUCAGUCAUUACAACAGCAGCAUGGCCUCAUGCCCAUUCAAAGUCCGUAUUCCUCCUCUUUCCUCGAUCGGUUUCUUGUUGCAGGGCCACAGGUUCGGUUGCAGCAGCAGCAGAUUUUAUCAAUCGUGGUAAGGAGGUCAUCAGAGAACCUCAUGUUGAUGAUGCUAAUAUCGCAGAAGCUGAGGGUAAAAGGCUCGAAGUUGCUCUACACCAGAACGACGCCGUCGGCAGAGCUACAGCUUUUUCUGCUCCGCCUUCGAAUCCACUGUGUUGUAAUCCAGAUCUAUGUAAGCGGAGGCCUUGACGGAGUGUACGGACUAGAAGAAUGGAGUGACCAGGAGGCGUUCGUGGCGGAUGGUGAGGGGGUUGGCAGAGUGGAUGUCGCGAUCGCAGGCGAGGCAGAGCGCAGCAGUGUCAGCCUUGCAAGUGACGUGCGUCGGAGCCUGCUCGUAGACCUCGCAAGUGGCGACUGGCGAGGGUGA
Messenger RNA from Cajanus cajan (pigeon pea), 2210 nucleotides. The record is from RefSeq and is a predicted model, not a curated record. Lineage: Eukaryota; Viridiplantae; Streptophyta; Magnoliopsida; Fabales; Fabaceae.